GGAGCAACAGACUACCUAUCAACACGGUCUGCAGAGCUGUCGUGAUACAAACGUGUUUUCAAAGUUUGUGCGUGCCUUAAAAAAAUAUCCACCAUGUCCGCUCAGAAGGUUAUGGUCUACUUGGCCAUAGUGGUCAUCGCUAUGUGCGCUACAGAAGUGAACUCCACGUUUCCAUGGGGUUCCAGCAACAAUGCCGCAAACAAAUCUCACAACUUCGUUGUUGGAUACAGAAUGGCAGGAGAUAGACUUAUUCUGAGGCAAAAUGUAAUCAAGAAUUCGUCCUGGAUGAGAAUUGUUGUCGAGGAGAAGACGUUCAACACCUCGUUGUACGAUCGCAUCACAGUUGUUCAAGCUAUGGAUCAGAAGACCAACGGUAACGGUGCAUACGCUAGCCUAACCGCAGGUGGUCCAGGACAAAACUUUGUCACACUUAGAUUCAAGAGUCAAAGAGGCCAUGGAAUUAAUUUCGUCGUCGAAGUAUACGCACGACCUUGAACUAAUUUUACUAGACUGAUACCAACUGUAUCAUUCUGAUCAAACUGCUCCUCUCUUUGUAACGUGAACGUAACAUGCACUGGAUAUUUUAUUUGGGCAAUAUUUAAUUUGUAACUCUUCUUUAAGCUAUGUUGAAAGAACAAUAAAAUUGUCGAAACUUUUAUGUCACCUGAAA
This is a messenger RNA of Hylaeus volcanicus, 670 nucleotides long. Its product is annotated as probable salivary secreted peptide. The coding region runs from base 94 to 495 and encodes 133 amino acids. The transcript has a single exon. NCBI's taxonomy places the organism in Eukaryota, Metazoa, Arthropoda, Insecta, Hymenoptera, Colletidae. The record is from RefSeq and is a predicted model, not a curated record.